Molecule: messenger RNA, 591 nt
Organism: Eimeria tenella
Lineage: Eukaryota; Apicomplexa; Conoidasida; Eucoccidiorida; Eimeriidae
Product: DEAD/DEAH box helicase, putative
Exons: 6
Coding region: 1-591 (196 amino acids)
Biological process (GO): Group II intron splicing
Cellular component (GO): cytoplasm
Source: RefSeq, a predicted model, not a curated record
AUGGAGGUGCCCGAGGGCUUUUCUGCUGCAACUCUUCAUGGAGGCAUUGAGCAGCAAACGCGGGACAAGCUGAUGCAGGGCUUCAGAGAGGGUGCAGCAGCAGCAGCAGCAGCAGCAGCAGCAGCAGCAGCAGCAGGGGGAGGAGGAGUGGUGCACUGCGGGUUGGCCCACGACAGCGAGGUGUAUAUACACCGCAGCGGCCGCACGGGGCGGGCCGGCCGCCAGGGGCUUUCGCUGCUGCUGCACUCGCCGCAGCAGCAGCAGCAAGUGAUGCUGGACUUGAUGGGUCUGGGGGGGGCCCCCGAACGGGGGGGGCCUCCCCAGAGAGUGGCAAUAGACUUGAGCAGCGUGAGCUACGUGGUGCUGGACGAGGCGGACGAAAUGCUGAAGUUGGGAUUUGCAGAAGCUGUUGACAUGUCUCUGGGGGCAGCGCGGCAACUGGACCAGGUGCAGCAGCAGCUGCUGCCUUUCUUUUUAGCUGCUGCUGAAGAUUUGCUGCAGCGGGCAAACAGAGAAGGAGUGCAGCAGCAAGAAGUGCUGGCGAGGGCUUUGGCCGUGGCUGCGGGCCUGAAGGUAAACCCUAAACCCUAA